Messenger RNA from Phytophthora nicotianae INRA-310, 429 nucleotides. RefSeq lists its product as hypothetical. The record is from RefSeq and is a predicted model, not a curated record. The transcript has a single exon. The coding region runs from base 1 to 429 and encodes 142 amino acids. NCBI's taxonomy places the organism in Eukaryota, Oomycota, Peronosporomycetes, Peronosporales, Peronosporaceae.
AUGGACCGCGAAACCCAACGCCCCAGUCAGGGCUGCUUUAAGCACGAUCAUCCUUGUCAGUUCCGACGGGCAUGUCCAGGUAAUCGCGCGGGAGAUAGACGGUCUCAACUAACACCAGAAGACUCUAAUAUUCAAGUUAUAUGCGUGGCCAUCGGCAAUGAUGCGGCUAUUCGCUUCGUGGAAUCAAUGGUGGAAAGCAUGAUACCGAAGCAACUGGAGCAACGACUGGACCAAGUACAUGGCGGCAUUGGUGCUCUCACUAAGACAGUGGGGGCUACGAAGGCCCGUCAGCAAUCAAUCAACUUCCUGCCAAUGUUGGAGGAUAAAAUGGCGAAUGUCAUGAAAACAGCUGUCCAGCAGCUGCAAGGAGAGGAUGACAGUAUUCACGGUGACCAGAAUUUUUGCGUAGGGAGUCAGACCCACCAGUAG